CUAGCAGUACUCCAUGCUCCGUCUUAGCGGCCAUAUUGUCGUCCAUCCUUGCAAGCCGAACAAUACGGCGCCACCUGGCCCUAGCGCAAUUGGUUCAAGCCAGAGUCGAAUCUGCUGCCUAUUACUAUUACUCGCACAUAACUGGACUCAGAGGGCUGUACACGUAUGCGGCUGCACCAUGAUUGGCCUACCCCAGCAUUGCCUGCGUGCUAAUAUCGGGAUUUGAUGUGGUCCCGAGUGAAAGUUUCAUGUUGAUGGUGCUCGCAUCGCUUCGAGAUGUACACGAUUGAGGCACGGGGGAAAGAUUUGUUCUUGGAUAUGCGCAGUUGAAGCCAGAUUGCAAAGAGCUAGGCAGUGCUAUUACGGGAAAUUAAGGUAUGCCAUCGAAGUUUUAGCG
Trichoderma asperellum CBS 433.97 is the source of this 397-nucleotide messenger RNA. NCBI's taxonomy places the organism in Eukaryota, Fungi, Ascomycota, Sordariomycetes, Hypocreales, Hypocreaceae. The record is from RefSeq and is a predicted model, not a curated record.